GCUCCCAAGCUCUCCCUCAAAACUUCACCUCUGUCCGCAUCUCUGGCCAUCCCAUCUCGUUUCAUUUCAUCACCCAUUGUUGUACCAUAACUCUGUAAUUCCCUUCACAUAUUGUAUUGCAUAGCUGCCCAACGGCAUAUCCUCCACCUCUGCGCUCCACCCGGCUUCUGACGGUGCAUCUCGCGCUCCCCUUUGGCCCUUGUCCUCCUCUAGCUUUCAUCUGCACUGCAACCACCGCUUUCCGAGCUAUCCCCCACCACCAGCCCCGCCAUGGUCCCCCGCCUCCAGCCAUCUCCCCUUCUUUCGACUCUCCGCUCAGCUUCCUCCUCCAUCACUUUCCGAGCACCUUGCAACAAGCGUUUCUUCACUCCCUCAGCCGCAAACAUGGUUGUCAAGACUUUCUUCGAGGUCUCCUGGACCGGCCCCGUCAUUGAGGUCGACAGCAAGGGCAAUGUCACCAAGGAGGGUGAGGUAAAGGACCAGUCUGGCCGCAUCAACUUCAACCUCUUCGACGACGUCGUCCCCAAGACCGCCGAGAACUUCCGUGCCCUCUGCACUGGCGAGAAGGGCUUCGGCUACAAGGGCUCCAAGUUCCACCGUGUCAUCCCCCAGUUCAUGCUUCAGGGCGGUGACUUCACCCGUGGCAACGGCACUGGCGGCAAGUCCAUCUACGGUGAGAAGUUCGGUGACGAGAACUUCAAGCUCCGCCACAACAAGCCCUUCCUCCUGUCCAUGGCCAACGCCGGACCCAACACCAACGGCUCUCAGUUCUUCAUCACCACCGUCGUCACCUCGUGGCUGGACGGCAAGCACGUCGUCUUCGGCGAGGUUCCCGAGGAUGACGUCGAGUCGAAGCGCGUCGUCAAGUCGAUUGAGGCUUGCGGCAGCAACUCGGGCCAGAUCAAGUACAAGAACCCUCCCACCAUUGUCAACUGCGGCCAGGCGUAGACAGCCAGGCGCCGAGUGUAGGAUUUAGGUAGGACGGCGGAG
This is a messenger RNA of Westerdykella ornata, 990 nucleotides long. RefSeq names its product cyclophilin 1 long isoform. Gene Ontology annotation, biological process: protein folding; protein peptidyl-prolyl isomerization. The transcript has 5 exons. The record is from RefSeq and is a predicted model, not a curated record. Gene Ontology annotation, molecular function: peptidyl-prolyl cis-trans isomerase activity. Lineage: Eukaryota; Fungi; Ascomycota; Dothideomycetes; Pleosporales; Sporormiaceae. Bases 271 to 948 code for a protein of 225 amino acids.